AUGGCGUCGGCUAGGCCGUGGUGGAAAGACGCCGUCGUCUACCAGAUCUACCCUGCCUCCUUCAAGGACUCCAACGGAGACGGCCUCGGAGACAUCCCCGGCGUCCUCAGCAAGAUGGACUACUUGAAGGGGUUGGGCAUCGAUAUCAUCUGGAUCUCGCCCAUGUUUGAGAGUCCUCAGGUUGACAUGGGCUACGACAUCUCCAACUACGAGGAAGUCCACGCUCCGUAUGGCACCGUAAAGGAUAUGGAGGACCUAAUCGCGGCGUGCCAUAGCAGGGGAAUGAGGUUGAUCCUAGAUCUCGUCAUCAACCACACCUCAGACCAACACGCUUGGUUCCAGGAGUCGAAAUCAUCGAGGGACAACCCGAAGCGUGACUGGUACAUCUGGAAGCCGCCCCGCUACGCCGAGGAUGGCGCCCGGCUGCCACCAACCAACUGGCGAAGCUACUUCUCGGGCGGCACGUGGGAGUAUGAUGAGCACACCCAGGAGUACUACCUGCACCUGUUCGCCAAGGAGCAGCCCGACCUCAACUGGGAAAACGAAGAGACCCGCAAGGCCAUCUACGACAGCGCCAUGCGCUUCUGGCUCGACAAAGGGGUCGAUGGUUUCCGUGUGGACUGCGUAAACAUGUACUCGAAAGUGGUAGACUUUCAGGAUGCGCCCGUCGUGGACAAAACCUUUUACGAGCAGCCGGCAUCAGAGUUCUAUGCUAACGGGCCGCGGAUGCACGAGUUCCUCCGCGAGAUGAACGAGCAGGUGCUGAGCCGCUAUGACGCCGUCACCGUGGGCGAGCUGCCGCACACGCCAGACCCGCGCAAGGUUCUGCAGUACGUCGGCCUGGGCGACCGCCAGCUGAGCAUGGUGUUCCAGUUCGACAUCGUCGCCAUCGGGCAGAACGUCGCGCAGAAGUAUAACUUUGAACCGUGGACGCUUCCGGUUCUCAAGGAGAUUGUGGCCAAGUGGCAGCAGUUCAUCGAGGGCACAGACGGCUGGACGACAGCCUUUUGCGAGAACCAUGACCAAGGCCGUUCCGUGUCUCGCUAUGCGUCGGACGCGCCCGAGCACCGUGUCGCCUCGGCCAAGAUGCUGGCCAUGAUGAUGUGCGCGCUGACGGGGACCCUGUUCGUUUUCCAGGGGCAAGAGAUUGGCAUGAUCAACUUACCCAAAAGCUGGCCCAUCGACGAGCUCAAGGACAUUGAGGCCCUGGGCUACUACAAGUCGAUGGCGGCGGCGACGAACAACGACAAGGAGACGAUGGCCACUGUGAUGCGCAAUCUCCAGAUUCUAGGCCGCGACAACGCCCGGCUCCCAAUGCAGUGGGACUCGACCGCGCACGCCGGCUUCACCGACAGCAAGGACGGGCCGUGGAUGCGCGUCCAUGACCUGUACCCAGACAUCAACGUGACCAAGCAGCUGCAGGACCCCGGCUCGACGUACAGCUUCUGGAAGGCCAUGAUCCAGCUCCGCAAGGAGCACAAGGACAUGCUCGUGUUUGGCGCCUUUGAGAUAUUUGAGCCCGACGGCGAAAAGACGUUCGUCUUCGCUAAGACACACCGCAACAACAAGGCCGUCGUCGCCCUCAACUUCACUAGCGAUGACCAGCGCGUCACGCUGCCACCUUUUGAUGGCCUCGCGCUCCGCGUCGGCACCUAUCCUGAUGCUGCCGACGUCGAGAAGGCGGCGGCGCCCGGGAAUAUGCGGACAUUGCGACCCUGGGAGGGGCGUCUGUACAUGGCUUGA
Lasiosphaeria miniovina is the source of this 1743-nucleotide messenger RNA. RefSeq names its product alpha-glucosidase. Lineage: Eukaryota; Fungi; Ascomycota; Sordariomycetes; Sordariales; Lasiosphaeriaceae. Gene Ontology annotation, molecular function: oligo-1,6-glucosidase activity; glucan 1,4-alpha-maltotriohydrolase activity; sucrose alpha-glucosidase activity. Bases 1 to 1743 code for a protein of 580 amino acids. The transcript is spliced from 8 exons. The record is from RefSeq and is a predicted model, not a curated record. Gene Ontology annotation, biological process: sucrose catabolic process; maltose catabolic process.